This is a messenger RNA of Hyposmocoma kahamanoa, 945 nucleotides long. RefSeq names its product beta-1,4-N-acetylgalactosaminyltransferase bre-4-like. Gene Ontology annotation, molecular function: N-acetyl-beta-glucosaminyl-derivative 4-beta-N-acetylgalactosaminyltransferase activity. Gene Ontology annotation, biological process: glycosphingolipid biosynthetic process; carbohydrate metabolic process. NCBI's taxonomy places the organism in Eukaryota, Metazoa, Arthropoda, Insecta, Lepidoptera, Cosmopterigidae. Bases 116 to 880 code for a protein of 254 amino acids. The record is from RefSeq and is a predicted model, not a curated record. The transcript has 7 exons.
UAGUAAUUUAGGUCCAGUCAGCGUAAAUAAAUCAAAAGUAGAACUAACUUGGGUCGAAACUCUGUACCCAGAGGUGGACAGCGGAGGGAUAUAUUCUCCGCCUAACUGCACUGCCAUGCAUAGUGUAGCAAUCUUCGUACCAUACAGAGAUCGCGAAGAGCAUUUAGCAAUAUUUCUUCGGCAUAUACAUCCAUUCUUAAUAAAACAGCAAUUGGAAUAUGGAAUUUAUGUCAUAGAACAAUUAGGUAAUCGUGACUUUAACAAAGGAAUAUUAUACAACGCCGUGUUCUUGGAGGUGCAAGGGCUGAGCCCCGCCGGAUGGGACUGUUACGUUUUCCAGGACAUCGAUCUUCUGCCUCUGGACUUAAGAAACUUGUAUUCGUGCCCAAUAAACCCGAGACACAUGUCUGUCGCAGUUGACUCACUUGAGAAUAGGUUGAUGUACCGUAACAUGUUCGGCGGGGUAACAAUCUUGUCUGCGGCACAAUUUCUCGAAGUGAACGGCUAUUCCAACAUGUAUUGGGGCUGGGGCGGCGAGGAUGACGACAUGUCUAAACGUUUACGUCAUCGAGGAUACAUCAUAAGCCGAACAAACGCAUCAAUAGCCCGGUACACCAUGUUGCCACAUAAACGACGAAGACCCAAUCCUAAUAGGAUCAGAAUACUGAGACAAGCAAUUAAUAAUUACUUACACGACGGCCUAUCGAAUGUGAAAUACGAUUUGGUGGAUAUCGUAAGACAUCACCUCUACACUCUAAUACAAGUAGAUGUGGACAGAUAUGCCAACGACACAUUUAUUGUGGAGUCUACCACGGUACUGCCUAACGUUACAAAGAACGUCACGAAGAACACAACUACGAUUUCGACUACUUCAAGCUGAAGACAAAGGCUUUCACAUUAGAUAUUUGGCCGUAUUGCUGAAUUUAAAAAUCUACCAAAACCAAA